Asparagus officinalis (garden asparagus) is the source of this 880-nucleotide messenger RNA. RefSeq lists its product as uncharacterized. The coding region runs from base 214 to 723 and encodes 169 amino acids. Lineage: Eukaryota; Viridiplantae; Streptophyta; Magnoliopsida; Asparagales; Asparagaceae. Gene Ontology annotation, molecular function: calcium ion binding. The record is from RefSeq and is a predicted model, not a curated record. The transcript has 4 exons.
UUGGAAAGCUACGUCCCAAUUUAUUAAAAAAAAAAAAAUCUAAAAAUAAAAGGGGGGAAAUGGAUCUCUCCCCUCUCUCGUCUCCUCCUCCUAGCCAUCAAUAAAAAUCCCCUGAUUACUUUAAAAAUCCGCUCGCCUGGAAAGAGAAUCUCUAUCUUAACAAAAACAACCUACCGCAUCUUCGCCUUCACCAAAAUCUCAAGCGCUCGAAGCAUGGGGCAGGUCUUGGCCACUGUCCAGGAGAAAUUCCAUGGGAAACAAUGGAAAGAGAAGCAGAUAAGGAAGAUAACGGAUAAGGUGUACGAUCGCAUCAGAGCCGAUUGCGGAGGCGACGGCAUCAACUUCGAAUAUCUCUACAUCGCAGUUCUCUGUGUAUACAAUGAUAUCAACAAACGCUUGCCUGGCCCUCAUAAUGAUCCACCGACGAAAGACCAACUUAAAGCUAUGAUGGAGGAAUAUGAUUUAAACCUUGAUGGGCUACUGGAUCGUGAAGAAUUUGCUGAAUUCAUCAGGAAGCUCACUGCUGACGCCGUUACUGCUAUUAGCCGCAAUCUGGUAAUUGCGCUUAUUGUGGCACCCACUGUGGCUCUGCUCACCAAGAGAGCCACUGAAGGAGUGCCUGGUGUCGGUAAAGUUGUGCAUAAAGUGCCCAACUCUGUGUAUGCUUCCAUUGUGACUCUUGGGGUUGUGUUGGUUCAAAAGUCCUGCGAGGGCUAUGAAUGAUUGUCUUGGUGAUUUAUCUUACUUAAGGAAUAGAUACAAUGCAUUUUGCUUUAUUCUUGUAAAGAGAAUGUUGGAUUUGCUUGUUCUUAUUGCUUGGAAAAUGUUGGUAUAUUGUUAGUUACUUGGGCAAUCGUGAAGAAUUGUCUUUGUUUUAGUA